Labeo rohita (rohu) is the source of this 1637-nucleotide messenger RNA. It is a transcript of the gene ap2s1, whose product is annotated as adaptor related protein complex 2 subunit sigma 1. Lineage: Eukaryota; Metazoa; Chordata; Actinopteri; Cypriniformes; Cyprinidae. Gene Ontology annotation, biological process: intracellular protein transport; clathrin-dependent endocytosis. The transcript has 5 exons. The coding region runs from base 147 to 575 and encodes 142 amino acids. The record is from RefSeq and is a predicted model, not a curated record. Gene Ontology annotation, cellular component: membrane coat; AP-2 adaptor complex; intracellular membrane-bounded organelle. Gene Ontology annotation, molecular function: clathrin-cargo adaptor activity.
UUCAACGGCCUCUGCUCGCAUCCUGUUCGAUGAAGAUAGCGGGCGGCUAUAGAACCUAACCUAUAUUUCGCUAUAUUUCGUAAAAAAAUCAAUUAAACAUUGAUUGAAAUAACUGAGACCAACGUAAACGAUUAAUACCGAGCACAAUGAUCCGCUUUAUCCUCAUUCAGAAUCGGGCUGGGAAGACCAGGCUGGCCAAGUGGUACAUGCAGUUUGAUGAUGAUGAGAAGCAGAAACUGAUUGAAGAGGUUCAUGCCGUAGUGACAGUCCGUGAUGCCAAACACACCAACUUUGUAGAGUUCAGAAACUUCAAGAUCAUUUACAGGCGAUACGCUGGCCUGUACUUCUGCAUCUGUGUGGAUGUGACAGACAAUAACCUGGCUUACCUGGAAGCUAUACAUAAUUUUGUUGAGGUUUUGAAUGAGUAUUUCCACAAUGUGUGUGAAUUAGAUCUGGUCUUCAAUUUCUACAAGGUGUAUACAGUGGUGGACGAGAUGUUUCUGGCAGGAGAGAUCAGAGAGACCAGCCAGACAAAGGUGCUCAAGCAGCUUCUCAUGUUGCAGUCUUUGGAGUAAAGAGCCUGUCAAUCAAUCAGUCAACCACCAUUCCUGCAGGCUCCACCCACCUCCACAGGCUCCGCCCACACGCUCUGCAGCCAAGCCAUAUUAUUUGUGCGUAUGGAUGUCGUCUUGCUGAAAUGCAUCCACAAACAUUUCACCUUUUCUUUAAAUUUCACGUCCACGAUGAAGGAUGUUGCCAUUCUGUUUGAAUUUGUAAGUUUACAAAACCUCCCUGGUGAUUGACCUAAUUAUUCUUUGGCAAAGACAGAAUUGAAUACUUCAGCAAUUUUAUAGCACAGUAGACUUCAAUGUCUCCGACUGGUAACCUCUCCAAGUCCGUUCAUUAACACUAACAGAUAAUAGCAUCAUGUUGGCCAAAUUCUGCCGUGGCACGGAAACGUCGUUCCUGUAACUGCAAAAUCCAUGGGCUGCACUACUAUAUAUAGCAUUGACAAACUUGAUUUUAUCAUUUAAAUCCUCCCCAAACUUGUCGAGCUCAUUUAAUGAAAUGAAAUAUUCAAAUCAGAUUAUAUCAAGUCAAAAUCUGUGAAAGUUGUUUUGUAUUGUGUACAUAUACCUACAUUAUAUAUGCAUCUAUUUUAAGCGUAACUAUAUGAACUAACCAGUCAUUCCAAGCGUCUAAACACUCUCAGUUUCACCUCGUUGUAAUUGCAUUGAAGUCUGUUGGUUUUAUGAAGAACUCGAGCCAACGAUUAGCGAGCGCUUUAGAGAACAAGGCUGAGUGGAAGAAUGGAACUCGGGGAAAAUGACAAAAGAUGGUCUACUUUUAAUUUCCCCUUUUGUGGCGGCAGUUCCCUCGCGCCAAGAGCUCUAUGGCAACUGCUCAGCCUCGGAACGUUCCAUUACAGUUCGAUUCAUGAGUUACUCUGAGGAUCUGUCUUUAUUUUGUAUGUGAAUGUUUUAUAUUGUAUUUCUUUUUGUCUCUUCUGCCCUAGAGUAUUCUAGAUCUGCCUAUUUGUCCCUGUGAGAUUGCAGAGUAAAAGUUGAUGUAUUCUCACGUGUGUGUUGCUGUCAGUGUAUAUAUCCAUGAAGGUGAAAUAAAGAGAAUUAAAACUA